ACUGGUUUAACAGUUGAACACAGUUUUACACCGGUUUUGCACAGUUUUACACAAUGUUACACUGGUUUUACACAGUUUUACACAAUGUUACACUGGUUUUACACAGUUUAACACUGUUUUACAUGGAUUUGCACUGGUUUUACACAGUUUUACACCGGUUUCACAUGCAUUUACACUGGUUUUACACAGUUUUACACUGGUUUCACAUGGAUUUACACUGGUUUUACACUGGUUUCACAUGGAUUUACACCAGUUUUACACAGUUUUACACUGGUUCCACAUGGAUUCACGCUGGUUUUACACACUUUUACACUGUUUUCACAUGGAUUUACACUGGUUUUACACAGUUUUACACUGUUUUCACAUGGAUUUACACUGGUUUUACACUGGUUUCACAUGGAUUUACACUGGUUUUACACUGGUUUCACAUGGAUUCACGCUGGUUUUACACACUUUUACACUGUUUUCACAUGGAUUUACACUGGUUUUACACAGUUUUACACCAGUUCCACAUGGAUUUACACUGGUUUUACACAGUUUUACACCAGUUCCACAUGGAUUUACACUGGUUUUACACAGUUUUACACCAGUUCCACAUGGAUUUACACUGGUUUUACACAGUUUUACACCAGUUCCACAUGGAUUUACACUGGUUUUACACAGUUUUACACCGGUUCCACAUGGAUUUACACUGGUUUUACAUCGGUUUCACAUGGAUUCACGCUGGUUUUACACAGUUUUACACCGGUUCCACAUGGAUUUACACUGGUUUUACACAGUUUUACACCGGUUCCACAUGGAUUUACACUGGUUUUACAUUGGUUUCACAUGGAUUCACGCUGGUUUUACACUGUUUUCACAUGGAUUUACACCGCUUCCACAUGCUUCCGCCCGCCCCUACCAUACCCCCACACCGCAUGGCCGCGCCGCGUCCCCUUUUAUCGCGACACACCCACGACAACUCCCCCAUCCCGAGCUGGAACCACCCCCCCACCGUUCCCCAUCCACUCGUAUCGGGCUCCAUUUUCCCCUCCCGCGUGGGCCGGGGCCAGGCAGCGCUGCGGAGCCACCGAGCGCAUCCACCGGGCGGCGGCGGCGGCGGCGGCGGCGGCGGAGGAGGAGGAGGAGGAGGAGGAGGCCGGGGGGGGCGGCGGAGGGAGGGAGCAGUUGAAUUCAAACACAAACAACCGCAUGGGGCGCGGACCCUCCGCCGCUCCGCGCCGCCUCUAACGCCGCGGGGCCGGGGCUGCCCCCCCCCCGCCGCCGCGCCCCCCCCAUAGGGCUCGUUACCGGGCGCCGCCGCACCGGGGGGCAGGAGGAACCUUCGGGUCCCCUCCUCCUCCUCCUUCCCCCCCCCCCCCUCCCCGCGGUGCUUUGCCGUGCGGAUCCCUCCUGCUUUAGGGGUUCGCGUCCUAAAGUUCGGCUUUAACCCCCCCCUUUCCCUUUCCCCUUCUCCCCUUUCCCCCUUUCCCCUUCCCCUCCGUUGCACCGGGAGCAGCCGCCAGCGAAGAUGUCCCGGUCCAACCGGCAGAAGGAAUACAAAUGCGGGGACCUGGUCUUUGCCAAGAUGAAGGGUUACCCGCACUGGCCCGCCCGGAUUGACGAGAUGCCGGAAGCCGCCGUCAAAUCCUCCUCCAACAAAUACCAAGUGUUCUUCUUCGGGACCCACGAGACAGCGUUCCUGGGGCCCAAAGACCUCUUCCCCUACGAGGAAUGCAAGGAGAAGUUUGGGAAGCCCAACAAGCGGAAAGGCUUCAGCGAAGGCUUGUGGGAGAUCGAGAACAACCCAACAGUCAAAGCCUCUGGCUACCAGCCCACCCAGAAGAAGACCUGCCCCGAGGACGCCGAGCGGGAGCCGGAGGGCGACGGGGAGAAGAAGGGCAACGCCGAGGGCAGCAGCGACGAGGAGGGGAAGCUGGUGAUCGACGAGCAAUCCAAGGAGAAGAACGAGAAAGCCGGGAUCAAGAGGAAAGCAGAAGAUGCUUCCGAGAACUCCCCCAAACGCCCCAAGGAAGCGGAGGGGCAGGAAGGGGUGAAGAUGGACAACGAGGAGCCCCCCAAGGAGGAGCCGAAGCCCAACGCGGGCGAUGGGGAGAAGAACAGCGCCGCCGGCGCGCCCGACGCCACCGAGGCCAAGGAGACGGGCACGGGGGAGGUCAGAGACCACAAGGAGAGCCUGUAGCGGGCUCCCCGGCGCGCCGGUCCCGUCCCCGAUGGGCUCCUUUGGGUGCUGCUCGUUGCGUGCGAAGCUCCGGCUGAGGAAAAACCCACCCGAACCCGCGAUUGAAACCAGGAACCAAGAGCCGAGGAAUGAAUUGAGCCCCCGGGGGGAGAGCCCCGAGCCCCGGCCCGCGCCCCCCCCGGCGCGGUGCAUGCUUCUGUAGUGUGAGUCCUAGGGGCUGAGCAGUUGAUUGAUUGGAAAUAAAAGCGAUUCAUGCCUUUUUAAAGCGCUU
Strigops habroptila (Kakapo) is the source of this 2453-nucleotide messenger RNA. It is a transcript of the gene HDGF, whose product is annotated as heparin binding growth factor. The transcript is spliced from 6 exons. Gene Ontology annotation, molecular function: double-stranded DNA binding; transcription coregulator activity. Gene Ontology annotation, cellular component: nucleus. Bases 1511 to 2182 code for a protein of 223 amino acids. NCBI's taxonomy places the organism in Eukaryota, Metazoa, Chordata, Aves, Psittaciformes, Psittacidae. Gene Ontology annotation, biological process: regulation of transcription by RNA polymerase II. The record is from RefSeq and is a predicted model, not a curated record.